This is a messenger RNA of Dalotia coriaria, 2992 nucleotides long. RefSeq names its product cytosolic 10-formyltetrahydrofolate dehydrogenase. Gene Ontology annotation, biological process: 10-formyltetrahydrofolate catabolic process; biosynthetic process; one-carbon metabolic process. Gene Ontology annotation, cellular component: cytoplasm. The transcript has 3 exons. Lineage: Eukaryota; Metazoa; Arthropoda; Insecta; Coleoptera; Staphylinidae. Gene Ontology annotation, molecular function: aldehyde dehydrogenase (NAD+) activity; formyltetrahydrofolate dehydrogenase activity. Bases 138 to 2933 code for a protein of 931 amino acids. The record is from RefSeq and is a predicted model, not a curated record.
GCCGGUCAACGCGGCCGGUUAUUUCCAGUAUCGGUCGCGCGAUAAACGCCAAUGUUGACCUGAUAAGGGUGGAGUAUAAAUGCUGCGUGCGCUUUGAAUUACGAUGUUAUAUUUGUCUAAACUAAACUCUUCUCAACAUGCCUCCGAACUGGAAGUCUUCGGGUGUUGCACCGCCGGCACGCGCGUUGAAGAUAGCUGUCAUCGGCCAGAGUCAAUUUGCUGCUGAUGUUGUCGCCGCUCUGCAAGAACGCGGACAUUCCGUGGCGGCCAUCUUUACUAUUCCCGAUAAACAAGGCCGUGAAGAUGCCUUGGCGCAACACGCACACAACCGUGAUAUCCCCGUGCAUAAAAUCCCGCGUUGGCGCACGGCGGGAAAACCCCUCCCGGAUGUAUUGGCGCUGUAUCAAUCCUAUCAGGUUGAUUUGAAUGUCCUGCCGUAUUGUUCACAGUUUAUCCCCAAGGAAGUUGUGGAUUUUCCUCGCUACCGCACCAUCUGUUAUCAUCCUUCGAUCCUUCCGCGGCAUAGAGGUGCAAGCGCCAUUAACUGGACCCUUAUGUCCGGUGAUACACGAGCUGGAUUGUCUAUAUUCUGGGCUGAUGAUGGGCUGGAUACAGGUCCUAUUCUAUUACAACGUGAAUGUGAUGUUGAAGAAGACGAUACAGUUGAUAGUUUAUAUCGCAGGUUUCUGUAUCCUGUUGGGGUGAAAAGCGUGGCUACUGCUGUCGAUAUCAUCGCUGAAUUAGGAGUAGAUUCGGCACCUAUGAUAAUCCAAGAUGAAACUAAAGCUACGUACGAGCCAAUGUUGAAAACCCCGCAGCCGAUUAACUUCAAUCAAAACGCGCAAGCAAUUCAUGAUUUUAUUCGGGGAUUAGACAGUGUCCCAGGCGCAUCUUGUUAUCUAGACGAUGAGGAAGUUGUUCUCUUUCAAUCUACAAUCAUUGAACACAUGAAUACUGAAUUAUUACAAGAAAUGGUUCGAAAAAAUGAUGCAAAACAAGUGCACAUACGCGAUUGUCCCGCGGCGUGGUUAUCGGAUGAAGGUCUCAUGCUACAAUGCGCUGAUAAGAAUAUCGUCAAUGUUAAACGUAUCCGGAUCAAUGGUAAGGUUCAACUCGCGGCGAAUUUAUUCGCUGGGUCAUCGUCUUCGAUUAUUUGUGAUUUCAACGAUGAUGAAACACAACUUAUGGAUAAGAUGAGAGAUAUCUGGAAGGGUAUUCUUUCUUAUGAUGAUAUCGAGGAUGAUUCGGACUUUUUUCAAUGUGGCGGGGCGUCAAUGGAUGUAGUCAGAUUGGUUGAAUCCAGUAAAGAUUUACUAGAAAUCCAACUUGAAAACGAACAUGUCUUCCUAAAUUCAUCCUUUUUGGAGUUUUUUAACGCUUGUAUCAUUUUAAAACGUGAAAGUAACGGCACAGAAGGUCCAGCAAAGGUAAAAUACGAAGGCGUAGAGUUUAACGCCAAUAAACUUUGCAUUAACUGCCCUACACAAUUAUUCAUCGAUGGGAAAUUUGUUAAUGCUACUGCACAUGAAGGACGAUCCACAGAAACUGACGUAAUCAAUCCGCACGAUGAGAAAAUCCUCUGUCGCGUACAAUCCGCAUCGAAGUUAGAUGUUGACAAAGCUGUGCGAGCUGCAACGAAAGCUUUCAACGGUGAGUGGACCAAAAUGUCCGCCCGGGAACGCGGUAAAAAGCUUCUAAAACUCGCCGAUUUAAUGGAAGUACAUCGAGAGGAACUGGCUACUCUCGAAUCGCUGGAUUCUGGCGCUGUGUAUACACUCGCAUUAAAAACACACGUCGGUAUGAGUAUUGAAACAUGGCGAUACUACGCCGGGUGGUGUGAUAAAAUUCAAGGUGAGACUAUACCGAUCGCAAGCGCUAGACCGCAGAAAAAUUUAUGUUUCACCAAACGUGAACCGAUUGGCGUAUGCGGAUUGAUCACACCGUGGAAUUAUCCUUUGAUGAUGUUAUCAUGGAAGAUGGCGGCUUGUUUGGCAGCUGGUAAUACUUGUGUGAUUAAACCAGCGCUUGUUUGUCCACUGACAGCGUUGAAGUUUGCUGAGUUGACUGUACUCGCAGGUAUACCUCCGGGGGUUGUUAAUGUGUUACCUGGAAGUGGCACGGUUGCAGGCGCAGCAUUAGCUGAGCAUCCGGAUGUGCGCAAAAUAGGUUUCACAGGUAGUACUGAUAUAGGAAAGGUUAUCAUGGCGUCAUGCGCAGGGAACCUGAAGAAACUCUCAUUGGAACUCGGCGGUAAAUCCCCGCUGGUGAUAUUUGCGGAUUGUGAUCUUCAGAAAGCCGUCCGCGUUGCAAUGCAGGCUGUUUUCUUCAAUAAAGGUGAGAAUUGUAUAGCGGCCGGGCGGAUCUUUGUCGAGGCUGGCAUCUACGAUGAAUUCAUCGAGCGUAUUGUAACGGAAACCAAAAAGAUCACCAUUGGUGAUCCGUUUGAUAAGAGUACAAACCACGGUCCGCAGAAUCACCUCGCGCAUUUACGUAAACUCGAAGAAUUUGUUAAGAUCGGCGUGGAAGAUGGCGCUGUUUUAGCCCUGGGAGGUAACAGAUUACCACAACCAGGUUUAUACUUCCAACCGACUGUUUUUAUCAACGUACAGGACAACAUGCGCAUUGCCAAAGAAGAAUCCUUCGGGCCUAUCAUGUGUAUCUCACGAUUUAAGAAUAGAGACUUUGAUGGAGUGAUACAGAGAGCCAACAGGACAGAAUAUGGUCUGGCAGCUGGUGUUUUCACUUCAGAUGUCUCUAAAGCACUCAGAUUUUCAGAAGCAAUCAAAGCCGGCACUGUGUUUGUUAAUACCUAUAAUAAAACCGAUGUGGCCGCUCCGUUUGGCGGUUGUAAACAGUCUGGUUUCGGCAAGGACUUAGGUGCUAGGGCAUUAGAGGAGUACUUAACAACUAAAACUGUUACACUUGAAUAUUAAUUAAUUAUUUUAUUAUACAAUUAUGAUUAGGGCGAUUAUACUGAUGAAGGUGUUCAAAA